Messenger RNA from Daphnia pulicaria, 732 nucleotides. RefSeq names its product acetyl-coenzyme A synthetase 2-like, mitochondrial. NCBI's taxonomy places the organism in Eukaryota, Metazoa, Arthropoda, Branchiopoda, Diplostraca, Daphniidae. Bases 1 to 732 code for a protein of 243 amino acids. The record is from RefSeq and is a predicted model, not a curated record. Gene Ontology annotation, molecular function: acetyl-CoA synthetase activity. Gene Ontology annotation, biological process: acetyl-CoA biosynthetic process. The transcript is spliced from 4 exons. Gene Ontology annotation, cellular component: mitochondrion.
AUGUCCCACCCGUCUUACGAUGAUAAUAAUCGAUCUGACAUGCCCCAAACCAAUUCCAGUCUACAUAAUCAUGCUGGAGCUAGAAUAGUUAUUACUGCUGACCAAGGAGUGCGAUGUGGCAAAUUAAUUGAAUUGAAGAAAACGGUUGUGACAGCGGUUGAAAAAUGUCCGACUGUUAAAACUAUUCUCGUAGCCAAAAGAACGGGAAAUCCUGUCGUUUCGUCCCCUCUUGACGUCGAUCUCGAUGAGGCGAUGGUUAAAGAGAGCGGCGAAUGUGAACCGGCCGUUUUGGACAGCGAAGAUUUGCUGUUUAUGCUCUACACAUCCGGCAGCACGGGAAACCCUAAGGGGAUUGUUCAUUCCCAAGCUGGCUAUCUUCUUUAUGCGUCGUUGACACAUAGUUUAGUUUUCGAUUGCAAAGAAGGAGACAUUUUUGGUUGCGUGGCUGACAUUGGAUGGAUCACGGGCCAUUCUUACGUCGUGUACGGCCCGUUGGCCAACGGAGUCACGACUCUUUUGUUCGAGAGCACGCCAACAUAUCCCAAUCCAGGUCGAUAUUGGGAGACUGUUCAGCGACUAAAAAUUAACCAAUUGUAUGCAGCUCCUACGGCCAUUCGCUUGUUACUGAAAUACGGCGACGAACAUGUCGAAAAGUAUGAUCUCAGCUCUGGGCUCUGUGGUAUAUGGCAUGCCGAUUUACGGAAUCUGGCCUGCUAUAUUCUAGGAAAAUAG